This is a messenger RNA of Anastrepha ludens (Mexican fruit fly), 5261 nucleotides long. It is a transcript of the gene MED14, whose product is annotated as mediator of RNA polymerase II transcription subunit 14. Gene Ontology annotation, cellular component: mediator complex; core mediator complex. NCBI's taxonomy places the organism in Eukaryota, Metazoa, Arthropoda, Insecta, Diptera, Tephritidae. Gene Ontology annotation, biological process: regulation of transcription by RNA polymerase II. Gene Ontology annotation, molecular function: transcription coregulator activity. The record is from RefSeq and is a predicted model, not a curated record. The coding region runs from base 337 to 4941 and encodes 1534 amino acids. The transcript is spliced from 15 exons.
UUUCUUUACUUCAUUCUCUGACCGAGGGAACUGAAUAUCUCAUAAAUUUCCAAAACAAUAAUACUUAACUGUGUAUUUAUUACCUUAAAAGUGGAUAAUUAUUAAUGUGAAUUGUUAUCUAUUGUAUAAAUGAAAAACAAAGUGAUUUUUCUUCUUGGAUAUAAAUGACUGCGAAUUUUCACAUAUUUCGCUAAUUUUUACAUAUAUAGUAUACUGCGGCGUAUGAUGCAGAAGUUUUGUUAACUUUAGACUUUAAUUUCAAAACUCUUAAAAAUAUCGCUGUUAAUAAGAAGAGGUGUAACUAAAUAACACAUUGUGCGAGCUACGCGCAACAAUAUGGCACCGGCGCCCCAACCCCUUGAGGGCAAAUUUCAAGGUCCAAUGGCCGGCUACCUACCCUCAGGACAGGAGGGUGGACCUCGCAUGAACACAAUUUCUCUUACAGUACUCAUUGAUUUUAUUAUUCAACGGACUUAUCAUGAUCUCACUGUGCUCGCAGAAUUGUUACCACGCAAAACUGAUAUGGAACGCAAAAUCGAGAUUUACAAUUUUUCGGCGCGAACUCGGCAGCUAUUUAUACGACUUAUUGCCUUGGUAAAAUGGGCCAAUUCUGUUUCGAAAGUGGAUAAAUCAGCUAAUAUCAUGAGCUUCCUGGAUAAGCAAAAUAUGCUGUUUAUAGAAACUGCGGAUAUGUUGGCGCGCAUGUCGCGUGAAACGCUAAUACGUGCACGUCUGCCAAAUUUUCAUAUCCCUGCCGCUGUGGAGGUGCUCACCACUGGCACAUACAAUCGUCUUCCCACAUGCAUUCGCGAGCGCAUUGUGCCUCCGGAUCCCAUAACACCAGCAGAAAAGAAGCAGACUCUUUUAAGGCUAAACCAAGUGAUACAACAUCGUUUGGUCACCGGCAAGUUAAUGCCACAAAUGAGAGAAUUCAAAAUAAAAAAUGGACGCGUAACAUUUGAAGUUAAGCAUGAGUUCAAUGUGUCGUUGACGGUCAUGGGUGAUGGCAACAAUGUGCCAUGGCGUCUUUUGGACAUUGACAUACUAGUCGAGGACAAAGAAACCGGAGAUGGUAAAGCAUUGGUGCAUCAACUUCAAGUUAAUUAUAUUCACCAACUAAUACAAGCACGUUUGGUAGAAAAUCCAAAUGCAUUGAGCGAAGUUUACAAUUGUCUGCAUUACUUUUGUCAAUCUCUGCAGUUAGAAGUUCUUUACACACAAACGCUUCGUCUCAGCUAUGAACGCCUGGACGAUAACAUUAACGUAGAAGAAUAUGUACCGGGAGUAAAAAUAACAGUUUCAUAUUGGCGCGAACUUACUAGUAAAGAUCCAAAAUCUGAAUUGGGUUAUCGCCUAACAGUGCAAUCAGAUCCCAAUGAAAUUGGGCGACCACUGGCGGUGGUACAUGUACCUUCGUUGGGCGCAAAAGAAUCAGCAGAGGUAGCCGAUCGUGCCGUAAGAUCUGAUCACCUUUCUAUGGAACGUUUAAUUGUGUAUACUGUAUAUAUACGUUCUGUUUCACGACUCAAUGAUCUAAAAUUGGAAUAUCAAUCAUUUUUAAAAGACGUUGAUUUUAAUCUGCAAGGUACACCAGCUAUUUUGACAGUACCAGUGUUGACACCCUGCUUGCGCGCCGAACAAGUACAUAUAACAAUUGAUACACAUACUGGUAUGUUGAAAUGUCACGUGCCAAAGCAUCUGGACUGCCCCAUAGUGCCUGAAAUGCAGGCUUGUUUGAACGGCGAUCGAAGUAAAUUGCAACAAAUUAUGUCGGAAUUAAGAUUUUGGAUAACACAUCGUCGAUGCGAAAAAACUUUGCAACAUUUACCAGCGGCUACAACACAGACAUUGCCUUUCUUAACGUUGCCCGAAAAUCCGCUCAUGCAACCCGGCCGACAUAAAAUUUACGUUAAACUGCAUCGACAUCCUAAUGUUAUAAUUGUGGUUCAGUUAAAGGAAAAACCCAAUAUGCCCAAUGAAAUGGAAUACACAUUCCAUUUGGGUUUUCUCGCAUAUCAGACAACUGAAACUGAUAUUACUACCGAGGAAGCCCAAAAUACGCGUUUAGUUUCCAGUUCGAAUCCACCUCCACAUCCACCAACAGUAAGUGCAGAGGUACCGAAGGUAUAUACGAAGCUGCUGCGCCUUAUAGAGUUCGAUACUUUUGUCGCCACACACGGGCCAGGGACGGAUGUCGAUGAAUUGCCUCCACACAAGCGCAAAUGGAAUAGUGAUCUUGGACCUCCUGCCAAACAACAGAAGACAAUUUACCCAGCCUAUUUUAUUCCGGAAUUAGCGCACGUUAUUGCGAUGUGUGAUGAAAAGAUACCAUUUUUGAAUUUGGCGCAGGAGUUGUCGAGACGGGAAAUACCGCAUAGUGGUCUACAAGUGGAGGCUAACGCUACGUCUUUGGUGCUGAAAAUACUAUCGCUGCCUAUGCCGGGCCAGCCGCCAGUAGAGCAAAAACAAAAUCCAACCGUUACGUCACUUCCAGCCAUUGAAAAAACUGUUUGGAAUGACCUAAUGAAGCGUUUGCUUUCGAUCUCUGUUCGUUCACAAAUGAAUAAAUCCAAUCAAAUACGGAAUUGGGGUGUGGAAUUUGUAUUUUACAGUACGCCCCUGCAAAGCACGCAUCAAAAAGAACAAGGCAAUCGGCGAACCGUAUAUUUGACGUACGAGCAGGCAAACCACGAUUUUGUAAAAACAGUGGAUGAUUUAUUGCGAGAUUGGUCUAAGAUUGUCUAUCUGUACACUUUAGUUUUUAAUUUCUCCGAGCAUAUUAAAAAUAAAUGUCUGAAUCUCUCCGAUAUGGUUAGUGUAAAGUCUUACAAUUAUAUGAAUCUUCUACUGGGCUAUGGGCCCAAGAAAGAAGUGACUUGCAAUAUAUAUUGGUGUGCACAAUCUUACUGUUUCCGUCUAAUAUACGUGGGCGGUAUAUCUGCAGUGAAUGCGCAUUCUAUGAUGCGCGAUCAGUUAUCCUCGCAUCUAAAUCGUCAGCACAAUCUUACACAAGUGGUACAAAUACUGCAUGAAACCUACAAUCCGCUGAGUUCGAUCGCUAAGUUGCCUAUAAUACCAUUGCUAGGCAUUCCGCGUCCACAAGUACCGAUUUUGUCCUUUUGCAUACUUCCACAAUCGCCGUGUCUUAUACGGUUGGCAUAUCAAGCUAUUUAUUGCCUGGAGAUACGCAUGCGCAGCGGCCGUUUAGUGUCUAUUAGAGACGGCGCAUAUUCUCGUUUCGAUCGCAAUUUAAUCGACGAGUUCACGCCUAUCCAAGGGUUGAAAGGGUUCCUAUUGAAACACGUUGAUGAAAAUGCCGUUUAUCGUGGUCGCUCCCAAAGUGAAGAUGAUAAUCCACCAUCUCCUUUGGGUAUGGAAGACAAUUACAGUGGUCCUAGCAGUGUGACUGGCGCAGGUGCUGGCGGCUCAUCGCCUUUUACGAGUGGCGGUAUGCGAGGGCCACAGUCUCCACGUGAUAGCGGUUUGCGUUUCCCCGCGCCACAUACACCACCUUCCAGCUCAAAUCCCCAUACACCAGCAAGCCCACAUCCAUCGGCUAGCAGUGGAGGCGGUAGCGGUCAAAACCACCCUAAUUUCAAUUUAACUUCGCCGCCGGCACAUCACAUGCCACAUCCUUCACCUGGUGGUAUUAUGCCAUCGUCACCGUUGAAUCCACAACCAAGCCCUCACAUGGUGCAUAGCCCUGGCCCUAAUACGCUAUAUAUGCAAGGGCAUCAGGAUUCGCCGUUUACAGCCAUGUCGCCGGCUAAUACGAAUUGGCCAGGCUCACCCAGUAUGCCGCGGCCGUCACCACGUCCGGGACAAAGUCCGGAACAUAAACCAAGCGGUGGCGCUGGUGGCAAUACCGGAACUACAUCAGCGAUGUCGCGUGUGCCCUCAAAUCGGUCAUGGGCAGGUGCCGUACCAACGCUAUUGACUCACGAAGCGCUGGAAACGCUCUGUCGGCCAAGUCCUCAUCCCAAUAAAGAUAUUACGGGUCCAGAAAUUAGUCCAUUAGAACGCUUCUUGGGUUGCGUGUUUAUGCGCCGCAUGUUGCAGCGCCACAUUCAAGGCGACGAGUCGAUUACUCCACUUAAUUCCAACGAACCUGGUAUGGUAUUGUUCAAGGUGGACGGCCUGCAAUUUCAGGUUAUAUUAAAUCAGAUGCAUAUGGAAUCGUUGCAUUUGAAGGCUCAGCAUUUGCCUACACCGCCUACGCAAGACGGCAAGCAACCAUUCCAGCUGAGUACCGACGAUUUGCUUGUGCUGGAACAGUUCUUUGAUUUGCGUGUAGUGUCACCACCAUAUCGACCGAACGCUAUGACUGCCUUUUGUCGUGUGCUAAGUUGUCCGGGCCAGGUGCUCAAAGACUUUGUGCAAAUUAUGCGGCUCGAUCUGAAACCGGAGGUAAUGGGUGACCAAUUAAAAUGGGCAUUGCAAUUCUGUAUGCGAGUGCCACCAUCAGCAGCAAUAAUACCAAUUGGAACUCCGGGUAUUUACAUUUGCAAACUGAAGAUUCUAUUUUUCUUGCAAAUUACGCGCAUCCCAUACAAAGGGAAAGAGUGGAAGGAUAGCCCAUCGCUGCUGUUGCCCAUGGUUUACGAUUUGACUUCGAAUAUUACGCAACUGGUUGAGAGACGCGAACAAGUACAAUCACCAUCGAUGAAUGCUGUCAGUGCGUCACUGCGUCGUUUCACAGAAUUCGGUGUGCAACAUGGUCAGUGUUCCCUAUUUCCAGCGGUAUUGGAGCUGCUAACCAAUCUUCAGCUUCCCAAUGAUGUACCACCACCCAAUCAAAAUAUCGGACCACAAGUCGGACAAGUGGUCGGUUCCAGCCCCAAUCCAAUGAUGCAUUCGCCCAUGCAGCAAAUGGGACAAAUGGGACCGUCGCCGGUAGGUCCCGGUUACCCGCAAAUGGCACAGAGCCAAGGCCCGCAGUGAUGAAGGCGUAAACGCCGCACGGUAAACAAGAAUAGCAACUGUGCUGGCAGUGCAGGCGGCGACUAAUACGCAAUGAUCACUACUCAAGGAUUUUAUAGGGAACACACGAGGAUGGGACACAAAUUAACCGGCCUUUACAUUUUGAUUUUUAUGUUAAUAUUUUGGAUAUAUCGCAUAUCGUUACACAAAAAAGUGUUUUAUUAAUAGCGUGGCAAUGACAAAUUGUGACAAAUUACCAAGGAGAUAAUGCAGGUUAAGGAAUAUUGUAAUGAAAUGUUUGAAAAUAAAUUAUAUAUAACGAGAGGGGAAUACAACUUUUA